Molecule: messenger RNA, 393 nt
Organism: Cylindrotheca closterium
Lineage: Eukaryota; Bacillariophyta; Bacillariophyceae; Bacillariales; Bacillariaceae
Source: the annotation of a GenBank genome assembly
AUGUGGUCAUCCUCUCACCAACGCAUCCUCUUCCUUAUUCUUUCGUUCCUUGUCAUCCUUUCCUCGACCUUGGUGGGUGCGCAAGACAAACCCUCCUGCUUGGAUUACAGCAAGGGUGCCUAUGCAGGCAAUGUGACCUCUCAACAAGAGUGCCGCACGGCCUGUGAGACUGCUGAAGGCUUGCCCGAACCAGAUUUUAAGACUUCGACCUGUGAUGAUGGUAGUGAUGUGAAUGGUACCAACUACAAGUGCGACUGCAAGCGGUGUGACUCGAGCAAUGCCAAUUGCGAACGCCGUCAACUUUGCAUCGAUGAAAUUUGCUCCAGUGGAACUUCGAAGGGUGUCAUGAUGGUCGGAUUGAUGGCAAUGGUGGUGGCCUACAUGAUGGCUUAG